AACACCUUUGGUACCUCUAAAAAUGUGCCACUUGAGAUGUGUUUUACUUAUAGAGGUUCAUUUGACAUUAAGUCAGUUAGUUUUGGAACUCUGAAAAGUGUUCCACUAACAGAGGUGUUCUACUUUACACGUUUCAUUGUACUUCAAUUAUACCUCUCUGUGAGGUUGUACAUGUUUAUAGUAAAGUAUGCGAGACCUAUCCAUGUAAUAAAGAGCUGGGCUGACUUUUCUCUUAGUAGGGACUGUGAAAGAAUUUCCAAUGCCUUCAGAUGGGCAUCACCCACAUGGCCAAACAACAAUGUCUUCGCAUUAAUUGCCAUACUUCAAUAUAUUGAAAAAUAUAGAAUACAGCAAAAUCACCU
This is a messenger RNA of Owenia fusiformis, 362 nucleotides long. The record is from the annotation of a GenBank genome assembly. NCBI's taxonomy places the organism in Eukaryota, Metazoa, Annelida, Polychaeta, Sabellida, Oweniidae.